GGGUGCGGGUCGGGGUCCGGGGCGCAGCGGAGGAGCCAGCCGGGCGCGGAGCGAGACUGAGGGCGCGGAGCCCAGCCGCCCGCCACCGAGAGGAGAAGCAGCGGCCCGCGGAUCCCCGGCGCGCGGGGUGCGGGACCCCCCCGGCGAAGCAGGAGCCCCGGACGCGGGCGGCGGGCAGCGGGCAUCGGGCGGCGGGCAGCGGGCAGCAUGCCCCCGCUCCUGGCGCCGCUGCUCUGCCUGGCGCUGCUGCCCGCGCUGGGCGCACGAGGCCUGCGGUGCUCCCAGCCCAGCGAGACCUGCCUGAAUGGCGGGAAGUGUGAAGCGCACCCCAACGGCACGGAGGCCUGCGUCUGCAGCGGGGCCUUCGUGGGCCAGCGGUGCCAGGCGCCCAGCCCCUGCCUCAGCGCCCCCUGCAGGAACGGCGGGACGUGCCACGUGCUGGAGCGGGCUGGCCGGGUGGACUACGCCUGCAGCUGCCGCCUGGGCUUCUCGGGGCCCCUGUGCCUGACGCCCCAGGACAACGCCUGCCUGCCCAGCCCCUGCCGCAACGGCGGCUCCUGCGAGCUGCUCACGCUCGCCGACUACAAGUGCCUGUGCCCGCCCGGCUGGUCAGGGAAGACGUGCCAGCAGGCCGACGCCUGCGCCUCCAACCCCUGUGCCAACGGCGGCGAGUGCCACCCCUUCGAGGCCACCUUCAUCUGCCGCUGCCCGCCCGGCUUCCACGGCGCCACCUGCCGGCAGGACGUGAACGAGUGCGGCCUGAGCCCCCCGCCCUGCCGCAACGGGGGCACCUGCCUCAACGAGGUGGGCUCCUUCCGCUGCGCCUGCCGCGCCACCCACACCGGGCCCCGCUGCGAGCUGCCCUACGUGCCCUGCAGCCCCUCGCCCUGCCAGAACGGCGGCACCUGCCGGCCCACGGGCGACACCACGCACGAGUGCGCCUGCCUGCCAGGCUUCACCGGCCAGAACUGCGAGGAGAACAUCGACGACUGCCCGGGACACAGCUGCCAGAACGGGGGCGCCUGCGUGGACGGCGUCAACACCUACAACUGCCGCUGCCCGCCCGAGUGGACAGGUCAGUACUGCACCAAGGACAUGGACGAGUGCCAGCUCAUGCCCAACGCCUGCCAGAACGGCGGCACGUGCCACAACACCCAGGGCGGCUACACCUGCGUGUGCGUCAACGGCUGGACGGGCGAGGACUGCAGCGAGAACAUCGACGACUGCGCCAGCGCCGCCUGCUUCCACGGCGCCACCUGCCACGACCGCGUGGCCUCCUUCUACUGCGAGUGUCCCCACGGGCGCACCGGUCUGCUGUGCCACCUCAACGACGCCUGCAUCAGCAACCCCUGCAACGAGGGCUCCAACUGCGACACCAACCCCGUCAACGGCAAGGCCAUCUGCACCUGCCCCUCCGGCUACAUGGGGCCGGCCUGCAGCCAGGACGUGGACGAGUGCGCGCUGGGUGCCAACCCCUGCGAGCACAAGGGCAAGUGCAUCAACACGCUGGGCUCCUUCGAGUGCCGCUGCCUGCAGGGCUACACCGGCCCCCGCUGCGAGAUCGACGUCAACGAGUGCGUCUCGAACCCGUGCCAGAAUGACGCCACCUGCCUGGACCAGAUCGGGGAGUUCCAGUGCAUCUGCAUGCCUGGCUACGAGGGCGUGCACUGCGAGGUGAACCGGGACGAGUGUGCCAGCAGCCCCUGCCUGCAGAACGGCCGCUGUGUGGACAAGAUCAACGGGUUCCAGUGCCAGUGCCCCACCGGCUUCACCGGGAACCUGUGCCAGUACGACGUGGACGAGUGCGCCAGCACGCCCUGCAAGAACGGCGCCAAGUGCCUGGACGGGCCCAACACCUACAGCUGCGUGUGCACCGAAGGCUACACGGGGCCCCACUGCGAGGUGGACAUCGACGAGUGUGACCCCGACCCCUGCCACUACGGCUCCUGCCAGGACGGCGUGGCCGCCUUCACCUGCCUGUGCCGGCCCGGCUACACCGGCCACCACUGCGAGACCAACAUCAACGAGUGCCACAGCCAGCCCUGCCGGCACGGCGGCACCUGCCAGGACCGCGACAACGCCUACCUCUGCCUCUGCCUCAAGGGGACCACAGGACCCAACUGUGAGAUCAACCUGGACGACUGUGCCAGCAGCCCCUGCGACGCCGGCACCUGCCUGGACAAGAUCGACGGCUACGAGUGCGUCUGCGAGCCGGGCUACACCGGGAGCAUGUGCAACAUCAACAUCGACGAGUGCGCGGGCGGGCCCUGCCACAACGGCGGCACCUGCGAGGACGGCACCAACGCCUUCACCUGCCGCUGCCCCGAGGGCUUCCACGGCCCCUCCUGCCUGUCCGAGGUCAACGAGUGCAGCAGCGACCCCUGCGCCCACGGGGCCUGCCGGGACGGCCUCAACGGGUACAAGUGCGACUGCGACCCCGGCUGGAGCGGGGCCAACUGCGACGUCAACAACGACGAGUGCGCGUCCAGCCCCUGCGUCAACGGCGGCACCUGCAAGGACAUGACCAGCGGCUACGUGUGCACCUGCCGCGAGGGCUUCAGCGGCCCCAACUGCCAGACCAACAUCAACGAGUGCGCGUCCAACCCGUGCCUGAACCAGGGCACCUGCAUCGACGACGUGGCCGGCUACAAGUGCAACUGCCCGCUGCCCUACACAGGAGCCACGUGCGAGCUGGUGCUGGCCCCGUGCGCCUCCGGCCCCUGCAGGAACGGCGGCGAGUGCCGGGCGUCCGAGGACUACGAGAGCUUCUCCUGCGCGUGCCCGGCCGGCUGGCAGGGGCAGACCUGCGAGGUGGACAGAAACGAGUGCGUGAAGAGCCCAUGCCGCCACGGCGCCUCCUGCCAGAACACCAACGGCGGCUACCGCUGCCUCUGCCUGGCCGGCUACACCGGGCGCAACUGCGAGACCGACAUCGACGACUGCCGGCCCAACCCGUGCCACAACGGCGGCUCCUGCACCGACGGCAUCGACGCGGCCUUCUGCGACUGCCUGCCCGGCUUCCAGGGCGCCUUCUGCGAGGAGGACAUCAACGAGUGCGCCAGCAACCCCUGCCGGCACGGCGGCAACUGCACCGACUGCGUGGCCAGCUACACCUGCACCUGCCCGCCGGGCUUCAGCGGCAUCCACUGCGAGAACAACACGCCCGACUGCACCGAGAGCUCCUGCUUCAAUGGCGGCACCUGCGUGGACGGCAUCGCCUCCUUCACCUGCCGGUGCCCGCCCGGCUUCACCGGCAGCUACUGCGAGCACGACAUCAACGAGUGCGACUCGCGGCCCUGCCUGCACGGCGGCACCUGCCAGGACAGCUACGGCACCUACCGCUGCACCUGCCCGCUGGGCUACACCGGCCUCAGCUGCCAGAACCUGGUGCGCUGGUGUGACUCCUCGCCCUGCAAGAACGGCGGCAAGUGCUGGCAGACCCACGUGCUGUACCGCUGCGAGUGCCACAGCGGCUGGACCGGCCUGCACUGCGACGUGCCCAGCGUGUCCUGCGAGGCCGCCGCCCGCGAGCGAGGCGUGGACGUGACCCAGCUGUGCCGGAACGGCGGGCUCUGCCUGGACGCGGACAACACGCACCACUGCCGCUGCCAGCCCGGCUACACGGGCAGCUACUGCGAGGACCAGGUGGACGAGUGCUCGCCCAGCCCCUGCCAGAACGGGGCCACCUGCACCGACUACCCUGGUGGCUACUCCUGCGAGUGCGUGGCCGGCUACCACGGGGUGAACUGCUCCGAGGAGAUCAACGAGUGCCUGUCCCACCCGUGCCAGCACGGCGGCACCUGCAUCGACCUCACCAACACCUACAAGUGCUCCUGUCCGCGGGGCACGCAGGGGGUGCACUGCGAGAUCAACGUGGACGACUGCAGCCCCCCCAUCGACCCCGUGACCCGCGGCCCCAAGUGCUUCAACAACGGCACCUGCGUGGACCGGGUGGGCGGCUACGCCUGCGCCUGCCCGCCCGGCUUCGUGGGCGAGCGCUGCGAGGGCGACGUCAACGAGUGCCUGUCCAACCCCUGCGACGCCCGAGGCACCCAGAACUGCGUGCAGCGCGUCAACGACUUCCACUGCGAGUGCCGGCCCGGCCACACCGGCCGCCGCUGCGAGUCCGUCAUCAACGGCUGCAAGGGGAGGCCGUGCCAGAACGGCGGCACCUGCGCCGUGGCCGCCAACACCGCCCGCGGCUUCAUCUGCAAGUGCCCGGCGGGCUUCGAGGGCGCCACGUGCGAGAACGACGCGCGCACCUGCGGCAGCCUGCGCUGCCUGCACGGCGGCACCUGCGUCUCCGGCCCGCGCAGCCCCACCUGCCUGUGCCUGGGCCCCUUCACCGGCCCCGAGUGCCAGUUCCCGGCCGGCAGCCCCUGCCUGGGCGGCAACCCCUGCUACAACCAGGGCACCUGCGAGCCCACCACCGAGAGCCCCUUCUACCGCUGCCUGUGCCCGCCCAAGUUCAACGGGCUCCUGUGCCACAUCCUGGACUACAGCUUCCGCGGCGGCCACGGCCUGGACAUCACCCCGCCGCCCCUGGAGGAGGCCUGCGAGCUGCCCGAGUGCCGCGAGGAGGCGGGCAACAAGGCGUGCAGCCCGCGCUGCAACAACCACGCGUGCGGCUGGGACGGCGGCGACUGCUCCCUCAACUUCAACGACCCCUGGCAGAACUGCUCGCAGGCGCUCGAGUGCUGGAAGUACUUCAGCAACGGCCGCUGCGACAGCCAGUGCAACUCGGCCGGCUGCCUCUUCGACGGCUUCGACUGCCAGCGCGCCGAGGGCCAGUGCAACCCCCUGUACGACCAGUACUGCAAGGACCACUUCAGCGACGGGCACUGCGACCAGGGCUGCAACCGGGCCGAGUGCGAGUGGGACGGGCUGGACUGCGCGGAGCACGUGCCGGAGCGCCUGGCGGCGGGCACGCUGGUGGUGGUGGUGCUCAUGCCGCCCGCGCAGCUGCGCAACGACUCGCUGCGCUUCCUGCGGGAGCUCAGCCGCCUGCUGCACACCAACGUGGUGUUCAAGCGCGACGCCCACGGCCAGCAGAUGAUCUUCCCCUACUACGGCCGCGAGGAGGAGCUGCGCAAGCACCCCAUCCGCCGCUCCCUGGGCGCCGCCGCCGAGGGCUGGGCCGCGCUGCUCCCGGGCGGCGGGGGCGGGGGCGGGCGCUGGCGCCGGGAGCUGGACCCCAUGGACAUCCGCGGCUCCAUCGUCUACCUGGAGAUCGACAACCGGCAGUGCGCGCAGGCCUCCGCCCAGUGCUUCCAGAGCACCACCGACGUGGCUGCCUUCCUGGGCGCCCUGGCCUCGCUCGGCAGCCUCAACAUCCCCUACAAGAUCGAGGCCGUGCAGAGUGAGACGGUGGAGCCGCCGCCGCCGCCGCCGCUGCACCUCAUGUACGUGGCCGUGGCCGCGCUGCUGCUGCUCGGCCUGGCGGGCUGCGGCGUGCUCCUGUCGCGCCGGCGCCGGCGCCAGCAUGGCCAGCUCUGGUUCCCCGAGGGCUUCAAGGUGGCGGAGGCCAGCAAGAAGAAGCGGCGCGAGCCGCUGGGCGAGGACUCCGUGGGCCUCAAGCCCCUGAAGAACUGCUCGGACGGCGCCCUCAUCGACGACAACCAGAACGAGUGGGGCGACGAGGACCUGGAGGCCAAGAAGUUCCGGUUCGAGGAGCCGGUGGCGCUGCCGGACCCGGACGCGCAGGCGGACCACCGGCAGUGGACGCAGCAGCACCUGGACGCCGCGGACCUGCGGGCGUCCGCCAUGGCGCCCACGCCGCCCCAGGGCGAGGCCGACGCCGACUGCAUGGACGUGAACGUGCGCGGCCCCGAUGGCUUCACGCCCCUCAUGAUCGCCUCGUGCAGCGGAGGCGGCCUGGAGACGGGCCACAGCGAGGAGGAGGAGGACGCGCCGGCCGUCAUCUCGGACUUCAUCUACCAGGGCGCCAGCCUGCACAACCAGACCGACCGCACCGGCGAGACCGCCCUGCACCUGGCCGCCCGCUACUCCCGCUCCGACGCCGCCAAGCGCCUGCUGGAGGCCAGCGCCGACGCCAACAUCCAGGACAACAUGGGCCGCACGCCCCUGCACGCGGCCGUGUCCGCCGACGCCCAGGGCGUCUUCCAGAUCCUGAUCCGGAACCGGGCCACGGACCUGGAUGCCCGCAUGCACGACGGCACCACGCCGCUGAUCCUGGCCGCGCGCCUGGCGGUGGAGGGCAUGCUGGAGGACCUCAUCAACUCGCACGCCGACGUCAACGCCGUGGACGACCUGGGCAAGUCCGCCCUGCACUGGGCCGCCGCCGUCAACAACGUGGAGGCCGCCCUCGUGCUCCUCAAGAAUGGGGCCAACAAGGACAUGCAGAGCAACAAGGAGGAGACGCCCCUGUUCCUGGCCGCCCGGGAGGGCAGCUACGAGACGGCCAAGGUGUUGCUGGACCACUUCGCCAACCGCGACAUCACGGACCACAUGGACCGGCUGCCCCGCGACAUCGCCCAGGAGCGCAUGCACCACGACAUCGUGCGGCUGCUGGACGAGCACAGCCUGGUGCGCAGCCCCCCGCUGCAUGGCGCCCUGGGCGGCCCGCCCACCCUGUCGCCCCCGCUCUGCUCGCCCAGCGGCUACCUGGGCAGCCUCAAGCCGGCCGCGCCCGGCAAGAAGGCGCGCAAGCCCAGCACCAAGGGCCUGGCCGGCGGCAAGGAGGCCCGGGACCUCAAGGCGCGGCGGAAGAAGGCACCGGACGGCAAGGCCUGCCUGCUGGACAGCUCCAGCGUGCUGUCGCCCGUGGACUCCCUCGAGUCUCCCCACGGCGGCUACCUGUCCGACGUGGCCUCGCCGCCCCUCCUGCCCUCCCCCUUCCAGCCGUCACAGUCCAUGCCCCUCAGCCACCUGCCGGGCAUGCCCGACACCCACCUGGGCAUGGGCCACCUGGGCGUGGCGGCCAAGCCCGAGAUGGCGGCCCUGGGUGCCGGCGGCCGGCUGGCCUUCGAGGCGGGGCCGCCACGCCUCUCCCACCUGCCCGUGGCCUCGGGCGCCGGCGGCAGCGGGGCUGUGAAUUUCACCGUGGGCGGGACCACCGGCCUGAACGGCCAGUGCGAGUGGCUGUCCCGGCUGCAGAACGGCCUGGUGCCCAACCAGUACAACCCCCUGCGCGGGAGUGUGGCGCCCGGCCCGCUGAGCACGCCGGCGCCCGCCCUCCAGCACGGCGCCAUGGGCCCGCUGCACGGCGGCCUCUCCGCCUCCACCCUGUCCCAGAUGCUGAGCUACCAGGCCCUGCCCAGCACCCGGCUGGCCACCCAGCCCCACCUGGUGCAGGCACAGCCGGUGCAGCCGCCGCCUCAGGGCCUCCCGAUGCAGCCGCAGAGCCUGCCGCCGCCCCAGCCGCACCUGGGCGUGAGCGCCGCCACGGGCGGGCCCCUGGGCCGGGGCUUCCUGGGCAGGGAGCCGAGCCAGGCGGACGUGCAGCCGCUGGGCCCCGGCCUGGCGGCGCACACCAUCCUGCCCCAGGACAGCCAGGCCCUGCCCACGGCGCUGCCGCCCUCGCUGGGCCCGCCCGUGGCCACCGCCCAGUUCCUGACGCCGCCCUCCCAGCACAGCUGCUCCUCCUCGCCCGUGGACAACACCCCCAGCCACCAGCUGCAGGUGCCCGAGCACCCCUUCCUCACCCCGUCCCCCGAGUCCCCCGACCAGUGGUCCAGCUCGUCCCCCCACUCCAACCUCUCCGACUGGUCCGAGGGCAUCUCCAGCCCGCCCACCAGCACGCAGUCCCAGAUCGCCCACAUCCCGGAGGCGUUCAAGUAAAGAGCCGGCCACGGAGCCACGCUUCCGGCCACCGGGCCCGGCCACGGGACCACCUGCCUUCCCCGGGCCCUGCCGGGGCGUUCGCCCGGCACUCCGAGGACACCGGCCGACCAAAGGAGCUUAUUAUUUUUUUUAAGGAACGUUUUUAUUCAGAACAAGAGGACAGAUGUGGACUUUUUUUAGUAUUUAUUUAUGUACUUUCAUUUCACGUGGAAA
Molecule: messenger RNA, 8016 nt
Organism: Pipistrellus kuhlii (Kuhl's pipistrelle)
Lineage: Eukaryota; Metazoa; Chordata; Mammalia; Chiroptera; Vespertilionidae
Gene: NOTCH1
Product: notch receptor 1
Exons: 34
Coding region: 208-7800 (2530 amino acids)
Biological process (GO): cell differentiation; multicellular organism development; regulation of DNA-templated transcription
Cellular component (GO): membrane
Molecular function (GO): calcium ion binding; Notch binding; signaling receptor activity
Source: RefSeq, a predicted model, not a curated record